This is a messenger RNA of Microcebus murinus (gray mouse lemur), 2066 nucleotides long. The record is from RefSeq and is a predicted model, not a curated record. NCBI's taxonomy places the organism in Eukaryota, Metazoa, Chordata, Mammalia, Primates, Cheirogaleidae.
ACCCCGCGCUUGCGUGCCGUGGGCUCCGAAAGGUUGUUCUGGAGACACCCCGAGGCCAGACCCCACGACAUGCAAGGACACCAUGUUUGCACGAGGAUUGAAGAGGAAGUGUGCCGACCACGAGGAAGACAUGGGGGGAGCCCUGGCGGGCUUCAAGGCUGUCCCCUCCUACAGCCUGCAGCGGCAGUCGCUCCUGGACAUGUCCCUGGUGAAGCUCCAGCUCUGCCACAUGCUGGUGGAGCCCAACCUCUGCCGCUCAGUCCUCAUAGCCAACACGGUCCGGCAGAUUCAGGAGGAGAUGAGCCAGGACGGGACGUGGCGAGUGGCAGUGCCCCAGAGCACAGGGCGGGCUCCCCUCGACCGCCUGGUCUCCACGGAGAUCCUGUGCCGCUCAACACGGGAGCAGGACGGGGUGUGCCCUGCCCCUGGCAUGGGAGACGACCACGUGCUGGGCCCUGUUUCUGAACUUUCCACAGUCACCUCGGCACAGAUGCCAAGGAACCCACAGAACAGCGUCUGGGAAAUGGACAACCCUCGAGAAAACAGAGGAAACUUCCAGAAGUCACUAGAUCAGAUCUUUGAAACGCUGGAGACCAGGAAUCCCAGCUCCACGGAAGAGCUGUUCUCAGACAUGGACAGUUCCUACUAUGACCUAGACACGGUGUUCACAGGCGUGGUGAGCAGGGCCGAGCCGGGCCCCUGUGACGGGCUCCAGGGCUUGGCCCCGGUGGCCACCUCUCCCCCCGGCCCCAGCUGCAAGUCGGACCUGGGCGAGCUGGACCACGUGGUGGAGAUCCUGGUGGAGACCUGAGGCUGGGCCACAGGUGCCCCGGGUGCUCGCUGGUCUUUGCCACCUGAACAUACCGAGCACUCGACCCCGAGAAGAGUGUUCUCUGCAGCUGGUGGGUCAGCGGGGCCGCCGCCCCAGCUGGUCACAGCCAAAAAGGGCCACAUGGGCUUCCUGGCCCGGGCCAGCCUUGACAUGUCCACAGCCUGGCCCCUCGUCCCUUCUGUGUUCCAGCUGCAGCCACCUCAGAGGACGGCGAGCCGCAAGCUGCAUCAACCUCGUUUAAAUUUAGAUAGGUGAAUUUUAAAAAUUAAGUUUUAUAUGUUUUGGGCAGUAUUUUGCCUUAAGAGAUAUUUUUUAAACUUUUUAUACUUUACCUCUUUAGAUUUUUUCAGCUAUUUUCUUAAAAGUAUAUUUUUUCUAUAAACAUCCUCUGCUGCUACAUUAGAAACUUUUAUAGCAAAACAAUUGCAGUUGGUAUAUUUCAUUUUUUUUAAGGUUUAAAUAAGGGAUUUUUUUUUUGCAAUGAGCUUCACUACACUCUGAGUCACCAGUGUAAAUGUAUCAUGUUUUUACUUUAAAUUUAUGUGACCCUCUUCAUUAUGUUGUGCUACAAUUAGAGCUCGAUUAAAAUCGAGUACCAUGUACAACCACUACACAUUUUUUGUCAUUAGAAGAUCUACCGUAUGAGCCAUGUGUUUCUAGACUUUAGCGUAAAUUAUGGAGGGUUUUAUUUAUGCCUAUUUAUAUGUAAACAUCAUUGAAAGUGAAGGUCAGUGAUUGGAAAUCGUGGGCACUAGGUGCUUUCCUGAGACUGCCCCUGCUGGUGGUGCCCUGGCGGGUGGUGUUCACGGAGGGCCCCCGUCAGGUCCCCCAGCACGGGCACCUGCCAGGUGAGGACUGCUGCUCGCGGGGUGUGCACAGAGGCUGCCGCGUGCCAGGCACACAGGCGUUUAGAAAGCGUGUGUGUCCGUGUGCUGUUGGACCGGAGAGGCCUUUACGUUUAGAAUGAAAGGAAUCUGAAUCCGUGUAAUUUAUGGCCGUUGGUUUUAAGGGUCUUUGACAGUGCUGCCAUAGGAAGUGGGGGGGCUUGCACCUGUCAGACCCUUGUCCCGGGUCAGGCUGCUUCCCCACCCCCACCCACGUUUCCUGUUUGCCAUGCUUAUUCUAAUUUCCUUACCCCUUAGCCAAAAAGGUUUGUUUUCUUCUGUGCAUACGACCGUCCUUUAAUAUUGGUGAUGUAAGCCUCACUUUAUUAAAAAUUAUCCAACAAGCAGAA